AUGAUGUUCCCCAGCCUCAUUGCUCCUCCAGCAGUGUACCCCAAUCUCCUAAGACCUACUCCUACGCUCACGCUGCCUCAGUCUUUGCAGUCUGCUUUCUCUAGCCACUCCAGCUUCUUGGUGGAAGAUCUGAUCAGAAUCAGUAGGCCGGGGAGUUACUUGCCCCGGAGCGUCCCCCAGCCCACUUUGUCCCCUCCAACUUCAGGAGCCACCUCUGCCAUGACUGACACAGUGACCUCAGAUUUAGUCAGCUCCUCCGCUUCCAGCAGCCGGCGAGGGUGCUCCCCUCAGACUUCUGCGUCUCAGGCAAACGAAGCCACUUUCCUCAAGUUCGGAGUGAACGCCAUCCUGUCGUCGGCUCCCAGAACGGAGACUUCCCCUGCCUUGCUUCAGAGUGUACCUCCUAAGAGUUUCUCCUUUCCCUAUUUCGAAGGAUCCUUUCAGCCUUUUAUCAGAUCCUCUUAUUUCCCAGCCUCGUCCUCAGUGGUGCCCAUCCCUGGCACUUUCUCCUGGCCCUUGGCAGCGAGGGGCAAGCCCAGGCGGGGAAUGCUUCGCCGGGCAGUGUUCUCCGAUGUGCAGCGGAAAGCGCUGGAGAAGAUGUUCCAAAAGCAAAAGUACAUCAGCAAACCUGACCGGAAGAAGCUGGCGGCCAAACUGGGCCUAAAAGAUUCCCAGGUGAAAAUCUGGUUUCAGAACCGUCGGAUGAAGUGGCGGAACUCUAAAGAGAGAGAGCUCCUGUCUAACGGGGGCUGUCGAGAACAGACUUUACCCACCAAGCUCAACCCCCACCCAGACCUCAGUGACGUGGGCAAGAAAUGCCCGGGGGACGACGAGGAGGAAGAUGACGAAGAGGAGGAGAGCUCAACCCUGAGGCCGGCCAGUCCUCGCCAUUCCCUGGCCUUCCACCGCUCUUCUGAGCACCUCCACCUCCGCGAUCGGUUAGCAGCCCAGCUACCUCCCUCCCCCACUCACUCUAGCAGCCCCAGUAAACCUUCGGACUUUUCAGACUCGGAAGAGGAGGAGGACGAGGCCGAGGGGGAAGAGGAAGAGAUCACUGUUUCUUAGAAGGCCUUAGCCAAAGAGGGGACGAUAUUGACAAAUUAGACGGGGUCUCAUGAGUACUAUGGGUCCCUCCCCAUAGCCAGCUGUACCACUUCCAAGUAGCUCGCCUCUCCACCCCCCUACAAGUAUCAGCCAGGAGUUCUCCCGAUUUUACUAGUCUC
Antechinus flavipes (yellow-footed antechinus) is the source of this 1223-nucleotide messenger RNA. RefSeq names its product developing brain homeobox 1 (gene DBX1). Gene Ontology annotation, molecular function: DNA binding; DNA-binding transcription factor activity, RNA polymerase II-specific. Gene Ontology annotation, biological process: cell differentiation in spinal cord; regulation of transcription by RNA polymerase II. The coding region runs from base 1 to 1065 and encodes 354 amino acids. The record is from RefSeq and is a predicted model, not a curated record. Lineage: Eukaryota; Metazoa; Chordata; Mammalia; Dasyuromorphia; Dasyuridae. The transcript has 4 exons.